Acaulospora morrowiae is the source of this 435-nucleotide messenger RNA. The record is from the annotation of a GenBank genome assembly. Lineage: Eukaryota; Fungi; Glomeromycota; Glomeromycetes; Diversisporales; Acaulosporaceae.
AUGGCAAAAGGAAAUGACGGGAGAGAAAUAAGUAAAGUUGAAAAACCCAAGUGUAAAAAGAAAAAGAUUCAGUUGGCUGGGGUCUCAGACCGCCGGACCUUGCCCGAGCAAAAGGAGCUCCUACCUUUUUCACCUUUUUCAACGGGAAUAGCGUCGUUACUAUUUUCUACAUGCACGUACUAUUUCGGAAUAUAUACUGGGCAUUGUUCGACAUACGCUCCGGGUCCUCAAUCGGGUUGGUUUAAAGAGGCGCCAAAAGAGUUGAAGGUGGAGAAAACUUCAUAUUGGAAUUCAAGGAUGUCAGAGGAGACACCUUUUCAAAAUAAUUUCGACGACCUCUUGCACAAGCCAACGAGCAAUACCAUAUCUGAAACGUUGAGCAACGUUGACGUUUCAAAUCCAUUUAAGGAUGCCAUCUCGCCUUUGUUCGCGCCG